Messenger RNA from Pyrenophora tritici-repentis Pt-1C-BFP, 2829 nucleotides. Its product is annotated as HET domain containing protein. Lineage: Eukaryota; Fungi; Ascomycota; Dothideomycetes; Pleosporales; Pleosporaceae. The record is from RefSeq and is a predicted model, not a curated record.
AUGGCUAUGACGAACUACGUUGCAUGGGAUCUCGAGCGGGAACACGGUGAUCUCGGGCUUGACAGCCCUGCUCGAAAACCUCCCUUGUCGCCUUUAGGCCAGGUGUUGACUUCCAAAAUAGCCAGUAAAUCUGUUCAGAAGUACAUGGAAGAGAUUGUCGAUGCUGCUGGAGGGAACGUAAGCUUGGCAAAAGCAAGACUCGACUUGCUACAUACGAUGGAAACUCUAGACGAUUUAGAGGCAAGACGAGACCAACUCCCAACCAACAUCGUCGCAAUGUUCGAAUCUGGUCUCAAGCGCAUAGAGACACAGCCAGGCAACCAGCAUGAGAUAGCCUUGAAAGCACUAGGGGCCGCAGCAACCGAUAUAAGAGGAGCAGAAGUCCCGGUUCUCCGAGAAAAGCUGCAAAAAUUCGAUAUCCGCAGCGGCGAAGACAUCCUUGAAGCUGUACGAGGGUUUCUUCUGAGCACACCAACCGAUACCGAAAGCCUGCGACUUGCCGCAUUCCAUCUGAGCUUUUUCCGCUAUAUCACCGAGCGUUCAUGGGACUACCAUCGUCGGUCAUGGGAGUCGUUGAGAGGCGAAUGGGACAUUGAUGCGCCUUCACACUCCCGUGGGGAUUCAAAAUUCACGACCAAGAAGGAGAAGGAUCGGUGCGUGUUCUGCUGGACUUUGGGGCAGGAUAUCGAGAAGCUUUCUCCGCUGCUGAAGCACGAGAAGAACGCAUGGCCCGUAUACAGAUGGAACAUCAGAAGCCUCGCCAAGAUUCGAGAGAGCCUGGAGGCGAUAGUCGUGACAUUCCGCUAUGUACAUCCCGUAAGCGAAAUCAGAAACAGCGCGUAUACGAAAGUUGCGCUGCCAACACGAACCUUCUUUCUCUUUCCCGAAGCCGAAAUGCAGCCACUGCCUAAGCUAGAGGACCUUGGGCCUUCAACAAAUCCAGAGCACAACGGCGGUCAUCAAAUAAGAGCUUGGGUCCACAAUUGCGAUACCACACAUGAGGACUGUAUGAAGCGUAGGAAACUCACGCCCAAGUCUAAGCGCUUCAUUCCCACUCGUUUACUGGAUAUCAGCGAAGAACCGGGAGAACCGAUACGAGUCAUCGAGACAGCGACUACGUCUGUUCAAGGACCAUACUGCACGUUGUCGCAUUGCUGGGGUUUGAUAGAGUUUCAGCAACUUCGCGAUGCGAACAGAGAGCGUUUCAUGAAAGAGGGCAUCCCAUGGCAUCUCUUCACAAAGAAUUUUCAGGACGCGAUCGAGGUUGCUCGUUCAUUGGAAGUUGGCUACAUAUGGAUAGAUAGCUUGUGUAUUAUCCAGAAGAGCAAGGCGGAUUGGGAUAAAGAAGCGGGUCGCAUGCAUCUUGUGUAUCGUAAUAGCUACUGCAAUAUAGCUGUUGUAGAUUCCAAGGAUAGCACUGGAGGAGCAUUUCGGAAUAGAGAUCCAGAGAAUGUCGCGCCGGUACGGUACAGGCCUGUUAACGACUCGCCGCUGUUUGGCAACAAGGAAAAGGAAUGGAUAGUGGUUGCCGAAGAUCUGUGGGAGCGCGAGCUCAUUCAGUCAUUCCUCUAUGUUCGUGGCUGGGUAUUCCAAGAGCGAAUGCUGGCGCCACGCAUCCUCCACUUCGCUGAGAAACAGAUUUUCUGGGACUGCCCUUCACUAAGUGCUUGCGAAACGCUUCCAGGCGGUUUACCGCAACCUAUGGAUAGAGUAGCCGGCCCAGACCGACACUGGAGAGGCCGCCUCCAAGUAUCUGAAGGUAGCGAUGAGCCCUUGGCAGGCGCCAUAGACCAGCCUAUGGAAUCCUUCUGGAAAACAGCCGUCCGCAAAUACACAAGUUGCAACCUCACCAACGGCAGCGACAAGUUGAUCGCCAUGUGGGGUAUCGCGAAGCUAGUACGAGACGCUCUAGGCGUUGAAUACGCUGAAGGCCUGUGGCAAGCAGACCUAGAAGACCAGCUAUCAUGGCACGUCGCCGAAUGCAAACUGCUGAAGCGACCCAGUGAAUGUCCGGAAUGGAACCUAGCCAGAAAUAUCCCUUCCUGGUCCUGGGCAUCCAUGGACGGCGAAAUCGUGGUCCCAGACCGCAUGUCCGACAAACCACACUACAGAGUCACCGACCAUAACGGCCGGCCCAUAAAAGUCAACAUAAAAGGCAGGCAGAGUCUUACACAAGCUAUAGCUAGCAGAACUGUCCCUCAAGCCCCGCCCGCGCCUGUACGCGUGCGAAGUGAUUCCGGAGCAGAGAUCCAGCGUCGAAACGUGCAGUCGCGCAAAGAGCAUGGGGACCUAAGCGGAGAAAAGGAAUUCCACAAAAGCGUUGUUCCCGAGAAAAUAAAUGAUGACGAGGAACCCAAACUCGUCAGCCAAUCGAUCCGGAUCCAGGGACGCAUUGGCCGGGGCAGACUGGAGGGUAACGACGCGGGCGACAAGUGGACGCUGCAGGUCCGCGGUACUGCGGAUUUCGAAAUCGAAGCAUUUCCCGACACGGUUCCUAAUUUGAGGGAUCCGGUCGACGUGUGGCCGUUUUAUGUGGUUUUGUCUGCGAAACAAGUCUAUAUCCCACAGUCCUUUUUGAGCAAGGUGUCGGAACCACAGCAUAUACAGAGGAGAGAUACGAACAGGGAUACCCAUCGGCUUGCGAGUAUCGAUGAGUUGGUAGAGGCUGAACCGGAAGAAGAAGUCGAUUAUGCAGGGCAUGGCAUCUUAUUGAAACCGACCGGUGGAAACCACUUCCGUAGGACAGGAGCUUUUCGCUUUGCGCAUGCGAGUGAGCGUGUCUUUCAGAUAUUGCAAGGACAGGAGAACUGCAGAUUUUGGUUGGACUAG